Numida meleagris (helmeted guineafowl) is the source of this 2607-nucleotide messenger RNA. It is a transcript of the gene BSX, whose product is annotated as brain specific homeobox. The transcript is spliced from 4 exons. NCBI's taxonomy places the organism in Eukaryota, Metazoa, Chordata, Aves, Galliformes, Numididae. Gene Ontology annotation, biological process: regulation of DNA-templated transcription. Gene Ontology annotation, molecular function: DNA binding; DNA-binding transcription factor activity, RNA polymerase II-specific. Bases 232 to 933 code for a protein of 233 amino acids. The record is from RefSeq and is a predicted model, not a curated record.
AUCGCCCCGCGUCCCCCGGCUCUCCCCGUUAUCCCUCUGCCUGGGGGAGAUCGUUUUUAUGACUCUUCUUCUUAAUAUUAUUUUAUUAUUAUUUCUUUUCACUCUUAUUUAUCGUCCCUCUUAUUUUCCCUCCCAUCUCCUCGCCCGGGACGCGCAGCCGGCCGCCCUCUCUCCUCCGGCCCCCGGCCCCGCUCUCUCCCUUCCCCGCAGCCCGACGCGGGGCCCUCCGAGAUGAACCUCAACUUCACCUCUCCGGUGCACCCGGUCGCCGCGCCCCGGCCCACCUCCUUCUUCAUCGAGGACAUCCUGCUGCACAAGCCCAAGCCCCUGCGGGAGGUGCCCGCCGAGCACUUCGCCGGCUCCUUGGCCUCCCGCGUCCCGCUCUUGGACUAUGGGUACCCCCUGAUGCCCGCCCCGACGCUGCUGGCUCCCCACCCUCACCCGGCCCUGCACAAACCGGAGCAUCACCACCACCACCCCUACUUCCUCACCACCUCGGGAGUGCCGGUACCGGCGCUGUUCCCGCACCACGCUCACGCCGAGCUGCCCGGGAAGCACUGCCGCCGCCGCAAAGCCCGCACCGUCUUCUCCGACUCUCAGCUCUCCGGCCUCGAGAAGCGUUUCGAGAUCCAGCGUUAUCUCUCCACGCCCGAGCGGGUGGAGCUGGCCACGGCUCUCAGCCUCUCCGAGACCCAGGUGAAAACCUGGUUCCAGAACCGGCGGAUGAAACACAAAAAACAGCUGCGGAAAAGUCAAGACGACCCCAAACACGAGGAGAACCGCGAGCAGAGCUCCCCCGAGCCCGAGCUCCCCGAGCCGGCCGCCGCCGAGCCCCGAAAGGGCCCCCCCGGCCCCUUCCUGCUGCAGGACCCCGAGGACGAGGUGGACAUCCUGGAGGAGGGGGACAUCCUCGCCGCCCCCCACCGUCUGUAGGAGCGCGGGGGCUCAGUUCCCUCUUAGGGCGGCGUUGCCCGGCCCCGCAGCUCGCCCCCAGCCCCACGUGCUGCCUGAGAGCGGAGGGGCCGAGGUUUGGUGUCGGUGCGGGGUGGGGGGGGGAACAAAACCCCAGGGCUCCUUUCGCCCCUUUGGCUUCAUCCCAGCGUCGCCCCAAGCCUGAACUUUGCUUGGAAAUCCAUUGAGGGAGAGCCAAGAAAUAAAACCAAACCAACCGACAACCAGUUUCCUGUGAGUUCCCCUUUCCCUUCGAAAUCUCGGACUUUUCUCCGCUCCCCGAAGUCCCCUCGGUUUUAAAUAAAGGUGUUCCGUGGCUGCGUGGUGUGGUUACUGAGCGGCUCCGCGCUGCCAGGGAACGCGUGCGCUCAGACCACGCGGCGGAGCGGCAGCUGGGGCGGGGGGAAGCGCUCCGCUAAUUCCCAUCCGUGGAUGGGAAGGGAAAGGGGAGCAGCGGGAAUGACCCCAUCCCGGCUGUGAGACGCUGUUCGCAGCCGUGAUCCCUCCGCGGCUCCAGGCGCGGGGCACCUGCGGGCUUUCCCCUGCACGAGCCCCGCUUGCAGCCUUUGCUCCCGUUUCGUCUCCUCCCGCAGCAGCCUCCGAGCUCCGCGCUGCAGCCGCCGUCCGCGCUCGCUUUGCCUUCACCUUUCUGCCGGGGAAGUGGUUUUAAUUUCCAGCAGCCCAUGAGCAGUUUCUACCCAUUGAGGGCAAGGUGGUAGGAAGCUGAAAUUGAUCGUCUCUGAAAGAAAUGCCAAGGUGAUGUGAUUGCAGCACCAUUGCUCCUAUGUGGAACUGUCCCCAGGUUUUUGACUCCUCUAGGAUCACCUCUACACAGCUCCUGUCCUCCUGGUAAAGCCUGGAGCCCUCAGCUUCCUCUGAGCCCUUUCAGAGCCUCCCACGCUGCAGGGAAGAGGGGGAACGAUGGAAUCCAGGAUCACCUUUUACUGCAACCUCCAUCUCGGAGUGAUAUGUUUCAGAGAAAAGACCCAAAACCUCAGAAAGAUCAGAGAUUUCUGUUUGCAGAAGGCUGACUGGUGACAGUACCCCAAAUUGGGGUCUCCAAUUUGGUAUAGGUACUAUGAAAGUGUUGAAUGCUUCCACCUGUCAGCAACGACGAACUACCCAGUAUGCCUUCCUGACUUGAAAACAAUUAUUUGACUCCACUUCUACGCUUCCCCAAUCUAAAACAUUAAGGAAUGGUGGCAAGUAGAAGAGGCCUGCCAAGUAAAUGCUGAGAAUUUCCAUUGUGUGGUGUACACAAAUACGCUUCUGCCCCUGUAAAGGCAGCCUGUGCUCGUGGUGAAUAACACCGUGCUUUGCAAAUAGCUGUGCAGCAGCCACGGGACUACAGCAGGCAGGUUCUACUCCAGCUAAAUCUCUCCCUGAAUACUUAAUGCAAAAUUCAAAGCCUAUUUCUUAUUUAAAUUCUUCGCCUUCCUAAUUUGAAAGACAUUAAGUUUUGGCCUUUGCUUUUAAGCAGAUGGAUGCUCAUCAUUUACUUGUAUGGUCCCUUUUUGUGCCACCAUAUCUGUUAGGUGCAGGAAGAAUUUGCAUUAGUAUUGAGGCAGAUCAAAAGAUUUUCUUUGCACAUAUGCUGCAAAUAAUGUCUUUUCCUGGGGGAAAAAAAAAUACAGUGCUUUCCAAGUGGUCUGUAGA